Gongylonema pulchrum is the source of this 369-nucleotide messenger RNA. The record is from the annotation of a GenBank genome assembly. Lineage: Eukaryota; Metazoa; Nematoda; Chromadorea; Rhabditida; Gongylonematidae.
AUGAAAAUAAUAGAAAAAAAUGACUUUUUUAUUGUGAUAAGGUCUCUGGAGCUGAAUGUUGAUAACGCUGCUGAGCGUACUGAAGCGUUGAAACUGAGCGGGCUGAUGCUCAGGUAUAACAGCGAACAGGUCACCGCUGCUCGAGAUAUUGUGGCAUCCAGGAUGGCAGGCAGUGGUCGUUCGGAUUCACUUUUUCCAAGAAAUAUUCUACGGACUGUCAGUGCGAUUGCUCGCACUUAUCUUCCAGUUUUUCCAGGAAAAUCAAAAACCGGCGAAGACGAGCUUGCCUUAUCUUGUAUCGCACUGAUUGCAGAGCAGGCUGUGCUGUCGCCAGAUCUCAUUCUCGAUACUCUCGGCGCAGGUAAUUGA